GACUUCCCGGUCCUUCCCUCCCGUCGAGAUGACGCUGCUCCGUUGCUGCCGCCCAUAAAGAGGCCGCGGAUCGGCGGGUGCGGGCAGACGCUGGAACGCAGCCGGGCGAGCCCUUCGGAGCCCAGGCACACCCAGCCGGGUGCUGUGCAGUUGAAUUCAGCUUGCGAGCGUCGGCUGUCCCUGUCUGCCUGAGCUCUCCCCCGAUGGUUCCUUGGACUGACUGGGGCCUUACUGGGCAGAGCAAGAGCCCACUUUGAGGUGCUCCCUGGGCUCCCCCUCCCUGGCUUUCAUGGAUCUGAGACCACCCUUGCUGCUUUUGUGGUGGACGCUGAUGGUGGCCUUGGCCCUCUUGGUCAGAGAGGUGCUAGGCCAGCACGUCUACACCAACACUUGGGCCGUGCUGGUCCCUGCCGGGCCCCAGGAAGCAGAACGGAUGGCCAAGAAGCACGGAUUCCUCAACAUGGGUCCGAUCAUCGGAGACUAUUAUCACUUCUAUCACCGGGCUGUGGCAAAGCGAUCCCUCUCGCCCCAUCACUCCUGGCACAACUCCUUGGGCAGAGAGCCACAGGUGCACUGGCUAGAACAGCAGGUGGCGAAACGCCGGACCAAGCGAGAUGCCUUCUUGGAGCCAACAGACCCCAAGUUCCCGCAGCAGUGGUACCUGUCUAAUGGGAACCAGAGAGACCUGAACGUGCAGGAGGCUUGGCAGCAGGGCUACACUGGUCGUGGCAUCGUGGUCUCCAUCUUGGAUGAUGGCAUCGAGAAGAACCAUCCUGAUCUUGAAGCCAACUAUGACCCCGCAGCCAGCUUUGAUGUGAAUGACCAGGACUCUGAUCCCCAGCCACGCUACACGCAGAUGAAUGACAACAGGCAUGGCACUCGGUGCGCGGGCGAAGUGGCUGCUGUGGCCAACAAUGGCAUCUGUGGUGUGGGCGUGGCUUACAAUGCCAAGAUCGGAGGUGUCCGCAUGCUGGACGGGGAGGUGACGGAUGCCGUGGAAGCCCGCUCCUUGGGCCUCAACCCCAACCACAUCCACAUCUACAGUGCCAGUUGGGGCCCCGAGGAUGAUGGCAAGACGGUGGAUGGGCCAGCCCGGCUGGCCGAAGAGGCCUUUUACCGUGGCGUCAGCCAGGGCCGCAACGGGCUGGGCUCCAUCUUCGUCUGGGCCUCGGGCAAUGGCGGCCGUGACCACGACAGCUGCAACUGUGACGGCUACACCAACAGCAUCUACACGCUCUCCAUCAGCAGCACCACGCAGUACGGCAACGUGCCCUGGUACAGCGAGGCCUGCUCCUCCACCCUGGCCACCACGUACAGCAGCGGCAGCCAGAACGAGAAACAGAUCGUGACGACUGAUCUGAGACAGAAGUGCACAGACUCGCACACAGGCACUUCGGCCUCCGCGCCCCUGGCUGCUGGGAUCAUUGCCCUUGCCCUGGAGGCCAACCAGAACCUGACUUGGCGAGACAUGCAGCAUCUUGUGGUGCGGAGCUCCAAGCCCGCCCACCUCAACACCAACGACUGGGCCACCAACGGGGUGGGCCGCAAAGUCAGCCACUCCUAUGGCUAUGGGCUCCUGGAUGCGGGUGCCAUGGUGGCUCUUGCCAGGAACUGGACCUCAGUGGGACCUCAGCAGAAGUGCAGCAUCGACAUCCUCACGGAACCAAAGGACAUUGGGAAGCGCCUGGAGGUGCGCCAGAAGGUGGACGCCUGCCGUGGGAAGGCCAGCUACGUGGGCCAGCUGGAGCACGUCCAAGCCCGGCUCAGCCUCUCCUACAACCGGCGCGGAGACCUGGCCAUCCACCUUGUCAGCCCCAUGGGCACCCGCUCCACCCUGCUGGCCGCCAGGCCCCACGACUACUCUGCCGACGGCUUCAGUGACUGGGCGUUCAUGACGACACAUUCGUGGGAUGAGGACCCGGCCGGAGACUGGGUGCUGGAAAUCGAGAACACGAGCGAAGCCAACAAUUACGGCACUCUCACCAAGUUUACCCUGGUUCUGUAUGGGACGGCCACUGACCCCCCCAGCUUCUCCAACCAGUUUGAGAGCAGUGGAUGCAAAACUCUUGCCACAAGCCAGGCCUGCAUAGUGUGCGAAGAAGGCUUCUACCUCCACCAAAAGAGUUGUCUCAAGACUUGCCCCCCCGCCUUCACCCCAGGCCCCAGGCCAGCACCGCUGGAGAACAGCCUUGAUCCGCACCUGCGCCCACGCCUCUGCGUGCCCUGCCACCCGUCUUGUGCCACUUGCUUGGGAACAGCACGGACCCAGUGCCUGUCCUGCCCGGCACACGCCCACUACAACAGCCAGGAGCAGACCUGCUCCCACCAGACGCAGAGCAGCCGUGCCUCGCCCGCCCUGGGGGAGGGCGUAGCUCUGGCCAGCCCCGCUUCCAGCCUGCCCAUUCUGGUGGCCAGCCUGAGCUGUGCCUUCAUCGUCCUGGUGUUCGUCACGGUCUUCCUUGUACUGCAGCUGCGCUCGGGCCUGCGCCUGCGUGGGGUCAAAGUGUACUCCCUCGAGCAGGGCGGCAUCAUUGCCUACAAGGGGCUGCCAUCGGACAUGUGGCAUGAAGGGCCGGAGGAGGAGGAGGAGGAGGAAGACGAGGGCGAGAGGACUGCCUUCAUCAGAGACCAAAGUGCCCUUUGAUGAGCCUGUGGCCCCCGGCAUGACAGGGAGGCUUCCAGGGGCCUGACUCUCUGUGCCCAUUUCUUCCAGCUGCCCUCCCGCCCUCCCUGGGCUUGUGGGGCAGAAGCUGAUGGAGAGAUCGCUCGGUUACCCUGUUCUGUUUUAACUCACCAAAGUGGUUUUUUUAGACGGGGUCAGUUUGUCCCUGUUGCGAUGGGAGCGGCAGAGGAGCCCCUCCUCCCUGCUGGGGGGCGGGCGGGGCGGGGAGCAAAGACCCCUCUCUGUGGCCCAAGAACCUUGUCCCCAGCCAGUUGUGUGGCAGAAUGCCCCUUCCGGGGGGAGGGGCGAGGAGGCAUCCCCCCAGCCACCGCUCCACUGCCUGCAAUAAACAGCCUGAGCUGCUCUCUUCCCCCCUCCCCCAUUUGUGGCCCUGGUGCCUCUGCCUAUGGCCUCCUCCUUGCCUAGUCACACAGGCCCUUGUCCUUCCUUGCUGAGAUGCCGCCCAGCCUGGGCAGGCGAGCCAGGCGCCUCUUCCACGUGUGUCGUGGGAUUGGGAAGUGCCGUGCCAUGCGCCCUCCCUGCAGCCUGAGCAGGAAUCCCUCAGGAGUGGGGGAGGGGCUGCCUCUGCCACCUCCCUGGAUCCGCCCAAAGUCACUGGAGCUUCCACCUUUCCUCAUGUGCCUUGUUGCUCUUCCUCUUCUUUGAUGACAAUCUCUCGCUGGUCCUGGGCUCCUGCUGCCUGCCUGCCUCCCUCCGGCUGUGGUCCUUGUCCUCUGCUGCUGGCUCCGGGGAGGGGGCUGCCAGUUGGGGCAGGAGAGCGGCUGCCCAGGACUCUUUUUCUAUAAUAACUUUUUGGUGCACAAAUAAUUUCUUGUAAUUUAAAGCAGGAGCCAAUUCCUGUGGCCAGUGUUUUUUUUUAAUUUAAUGGAUGUGGAUAUAACGCUAGAGAUUAAAGUUUAUUAAAUGUUGGAACUAUGCAAA
Elgaria multicarinata webbii is the source of this 3604-nucleotide messenger RNA. RefSeq names its product furin, paired basic amino acid cleaving enzyme (gene FURIN). Bases 290 to 2644 code for a protein of 784 amino acids. Gene Ontology annotation, biological process: peptide hormone processing. The transcript is spliced from 16 exons. Lineage: Eukaryota; Metazoa; Chordata; Lepidosauria; Squamata; Anguidae. Gene Ontology annotation, cellular component: Golgi membrane; trans-Golgi network. The record is from RefSeq and is a predicted model, not a curated record. Gene Ontology annotation, molecular function: serine-type endopeptidase activity.